AUGGAUGGAACAGUGCUGUUGCCAUUUGACUUGGAUCCCUCACCUAGGCUGUCGCUUGAGAUGGAGGAGUUGUUCCUCGCCGGUAUAGAGGACGUAGACUUUGCCUCGGUUCGAUGGGAGGCGAAGGAGAAGUCGGUUCUUUCUACCGCCAAUGUAAGUGGUCUAGUGCCUUGGUUAUCUUUCGAGUAUUCUGUAUAUGAAGUGGUCCGACUUGUGAUCAUGUAUGUGUUGCAGGCCUUUGGGGAUAUGUACCUCACCUUGGCGAGGGUAGAGAAGGAGGUGGCCUUGGUGAAAUGCCAUUCUGAGUCGGCGAAGGCUGCUAUUGCCAAGGCUUAG
This is a messenger RNA of Prunus armeniaca (apricot), 336 nucleotides long. NCBI's taxonomy places the organism in Eukaryota, Viridiplantae, Streptophyta, Magnoliopsida, Rosales, Rosaceae. The record is from the annotation of a GenBank genome assembly.